AUGGAUAUCGAUGAAGAUGAUGAUUUUUAUGCGCCCGAAGAGAGUGCGCCACUUUCUUUAAACCAAGUCGCUCCAAAAGAAGCUGCGCAGCCCGAAGUCAAAGACGAACAACAGGAUGAAGAUUUAGAGGAGGGCGAGGAGGAAGAUGAGGACGAGGAUAGUGACUCGGAUAUAGAUAUUAUCACAGAAAAGAAAGAUGGUGCUCCGCCGUCCACAAAGCCUCAAGGCACAAAAUAUGAUAAACUGCCCGGUAGUGAUGUUCCAAGCCAUACGAAAUCCACGGCCGAAGCAGAUGAGAAAACUCCCGCCGUGAAAGCAGAAAAAGUAAAGAAGGAUUCCGAGACUCCAGCGAUAUCUGGUGCAGAAUUACCUGGACUGGCGAUAUCAAAAAUUGAUGUAAAUGCAAAGCCCAUGUACGAGCCAGCCGGAAAACCAAUCACACAAAUCAAUAUCGAUGAAGAUCUCAACGAGAACGACAAACCUUGGAGAAGACCCGGUACCGACAUAUCUGAUUACUUCAACUACGGUUUCGAUGAAUUUACCUGGGCCCUCUACGCCAACAAACAAGAAUCAUUGCGCUCAGAAUUCGACCCCAAUAAAAUCGCACAGAAUAAUAAGAAAAUGUUCGAGGAUAUGAACAUGAUGAUGGCUAUGGGUGGAAUGCCGGGAAUGCCAGCUGGAGGUGGUAUGCCUGGGAUGGAAGGAAUGACACCAGAAAUGAUGCAGCAAAUGCAACAGAUGAUGGCAGCGGGUGGAAUGGAUCCUAGCCAGAUGGACCCCUCGAUGUUUGGAGGCUCGAAUUCGGCGGGAGGUGCGGGGGGAUUUGGGGGAGGUCAAUUUGGUGGUGGAGGGUUUGAUCAAGGCAUGAUGGGUUCUGGAGGUGAAAAUACUAAUAGGGGAGGUUUUGGAAGAGGCAGAGGUAGAAGAGGAAGAGGAAAUUGGUAA
Botrytis byssoidea is the source of this 945-nucleotide messenger RNA. RefSeq lists its product as uncharacterized. NCBI's taxonomy places the organism in Eukaryota, Fungi, Ascomycota, Leotiomycetes, Helotiales, Sclerotiniaceae. Gene Ontology annotation, molecular function: RNA binding. Bases 1 to 945 code for a protein of 314 amino acids. Gene Ontology annotation, cellular component: mRNA cleavage and polyadenylation specificity factor complex. The transcript has 4 exons. The record is from RefSeq and is a predicted model, not a curated record.